AUGGAUAGAAAUCAAGGAAAUUGUGGUGAAACGCAAUCUUUUUGCGGAUCAAAAGAGAAUGAAAGGGCGGGUUCUUCAUUAAAGGGAAGGGAAGGGAAACGAGUGUGGAAGAAAGCGAAGUACCAACUGGUGGAAUACAAUUCAUUACCUGAGUAUUUGAAGGACAACGAAUAUAUCCUUGGUCAUUAUAGGUCUGAAUGGCCGUUAAGGCAGGUUUUGCUAAGUGUUUUCACUAUUCAUAACGAGACUCUCAAUGUUUGGACGCAUUUGAUAGGGUUCUUCUUCUUCCUCUCUCUGACUAUUUACACUGCUAUGAAGAUUCCAAAGGUUGUUGACCUUCCAACCCUGCAACAUUUCCCUGAUGUGCUGAGGAAAGCUGAUUUCCACAAAUUGCGUACAGAACUUAUUGAUUGUCUUCCGUCCUUGCCACAUAUGCCUGGUUUGCACAGACUUUUAGAGGAGUUAAAGACUUCGCUGCCUUGUAUGGAUAUGCCAUCAUUAUCUAAUUGGCAUAUUGUGGAACUCCUCUCUAACUGUUUGCCGGAGCGAUUCUCGAGCAACCACACUGAUGCUUCCGUUCUGCAUAGCAUGAAGGAGGAUGUGGGAAAUAUAAUAGCACCAUUGAUGGUGAGUCCAAUCACGCGUUGGCCCUUCUUCGCCUUUCUGGGUGGAGCCAUGUUUUGCUUGUUAGCAAGCAGUACAUGCCACUUACUCUCUUGUCAUUCUGAGCGCAUAUCUUACAUCAUGCUCAGGCUUGACUAUGCCGGGAUUGCUGCUUUGAUCUCAACGUCCUUUUAUCCUCCAGUCUAUUAUUCUUUCAUGUGCUAUCCCGUCCUCUGCGGUCUCUACAUAGGAUUCAUUACUCUCCUGGGCCUUUGUACAAUCUUAGCAUCCCUUCUUCCCGUAUUCCAAACUCCUGAAUAUCGUAGUUUUCGAGCAGCACUCUUCUUCGGAAUGGGCGUGUCAGGUGCAGUACCUAUUCUGCACAAACUCAUCUUAUUCUGGCACCAACCCGAGGCACUCCACACAACAGGGUAUGAAGUUUUGAUGGGAGCAUUAUAUGGUAUUGGAGCAUUGGUUUAUGCUAUGAGAGUUCCUGAGAGGUGGAUACCGGGAAAAUUUGAUAUUGCAGGGCACAGCCACCAACUUUUUCACAUCCUUGUGGUAGCCGGAGCUUAUACUCAUUACCGUGCAGGACUGAUUUAUCUCCGGUGGCGGGACAUGCAAGGGUGCUAG
Fraxinus pennsylvanica is the source of this 1236-nucleotide messenger RNA. The record is from the annotation of a GenBank genome assembly. NCBI's taxonomy places the organism in Eukaryota, Viridiplantae, Streptophyta, Magnoliopsida, Lamiales, Oleaceae.